AUGGCCGAUAAUUUAAUAUCCAUAGAAGAAGGAAGACCCAACAACAUUGAAGAUGAUACUACUAGGUUAUUACCCGACUCUGAUAAUCAAAAAAAAUCAACUAAUAGUAAUACAAAACGUUUAGUGACAAGUAUAAUUAUCAGUAUUUAUAUUGUUUGGGCUUGUAUAGUUUUAUUUGUUAUUAGAUCUGGUAUUUCGGAAGGAGCAGUUGCAUCUGAAGAAAUACAUUGUUCUCAAAUCGGUGUUGAUGUAUUGAAGGAAGGUGGAUCAGCUAUGGAUGCAACAAUUGCGACUCAAUUAUGCGUUGGUACCAUAAAUGCAUUUUCUACCGGUAUUGGAGGUGGGGGAUUUUUAUUAGUUAGAGAUUCAAAUGGAACUUUAGAAACAUUAGAUUUUCGUGAAGUAGCACCGUUGGCGUCAUAUAAAACAAUGUUUGUGAAAAAUCCCGAAUUGGCCAAAUUUGGUGGUCUUAGUGUUGGUGUGCCUGGUGAAGUGCUUGGAAUGGAGAUAGCACACCAAAGAUAUGGGAAAUUACCAUGGAAAAGACUUUUUGAACCAUCAAUCAAGUUAAGUAGAGAAGGAUUUAAAGUACCACCUGAAUUGGCCAAUAGAUUAUCAUAUUCAGCAAUAUAUGCACCAAAUGGAAAAUUGUUGGGUGAAGGAGAUCUUUUGAUUAGAAAAAAUUAUUCUGAUACGUUGGAAUCAAUUGCAAAUAAUGGGUCUUAUGUGUUUUAUAAUGGAUAUAUUGCUGAAUCUCUAGUUAAUUUCAUUGGUGAGUCAGGUGGAAUAAUGACACUUGAAGAUUUUCAAAUAUUUCAACCAAUUACUAGGGAACCAGUAAUUACUACUGGCUUACCUACAUCUGGUCCAGCCUUGAUAGCUAUGUUAAAUAUACUGGAAAGAUAUCAAUUGAUCAAAGAUGGUAUGAAUGAUAUUAAUUUACAUAGAAUUAUAGAGGCUAUGAAAUUUGGAUUUGCUUUAAGAACAGAAAUGGGUGAUCCGUUAUUUAUUAAUAAUACAGAACGUGUCCUUGAAAUAAUGACAAAAAAUUAUUCAGGAAAAUUAAGACAAAACAUAUCAGAUACUCAAACAUUUGAGCCACUUUAUUAUAAUCCUAUAUAUGAUGUGGUAGAAGAUCAUGGUACAACACAUAUAUCAGUUAUUGAUAAAAACAAUCAAUCUGUCUCAUAUACUUCAACUGUAAAUAUAGUUUGGGGCUCAAGAUUAAUGGAUCCAUCAACAGGAAUAAUACUAAAUGAUGAAAUGGAUGAUUUUUCUAUUCCUGGUGUGACAAAUUAUUUUGGAUUAAAACCAUCUCCUUUUAAUUUUGUUGAACCUAAAAAGAAGCCUUUGUCAUCAUGUUUGCCUGUAAUUAUUGAAACAGAUGGUCAAGUGGAAACUAUAUUAGGUGGUUCUGGUGGUUCAAAAAUCAUUUCAUCAGUCCUACAGUACAUAUUAAAUAUUUAUGACUUUGACAUGAAUGUAUUAGAAGCAAUCAAUCAACCCAGAGUUCAUCAUCAAUUAGUGCCAAAUAUUGUAUCAGUUGAAGCAGAUUUUUCAAGGCCUUUAUUAGAUCAGCUUAUACUAAAAGGACAUAAUAUAACGAUGGAUAAACCAUUUGGUUACUCUCAAGUACAAGCUAUUAGAAAAUUUAAAAAUGGAGAAAUUCAUGCUGCAAGUGACUAUAGAAAACAUGGCAUGGCAGCAGGAUAUUAA
Molecule: messenger RNA, 1716 nt
Organism: Entrophospora candida
Lineage: Eukaryota; Fungi; Glomeromycota; Glomeromycetes; Entrophosporales; Entrophosporaceae
Source: the annotation of a GenBank genome assembly